Messenger RNA from Ectocarpus sp. CCAP 1310/34, 2608 nucleotides. NCBI's taxonomy places the organism in Eukaryota, Phaeophyceae, Ectocarpales, Ectocarpaceae. The record is from the annotation of a GenBank genome assembly.
AGGGCAGGCAAGGAUGGGUGGGUUUGAAAGACACACGUACUGGGAGCAAGAGAGAGGGCCUCUCGCAAUUGUCCAAGCGUGUCCACCACACGAGGCUGGUGCUAUACAUUCGGUGGAUGUAUUUUUGUUUUUUUAUCGUGUUCGGGCGUACCCUUGACUGCUUUCUGCUCCCACCCAAGGCAUAUACAGGGAGACGGUUGACACGUGGAAUAGCCUGGACAAGACAGUAGCUGUACUGGGGCAUAAGAUGUUGGUUGAAAAGGCGGGAAGUGAUUUCGAUGGGAUAGAUAGGCUAGGAAAAACGUACUUGAGCCACCUUUGGCAAGGCAGGAACGAUUGGGCCAUCGGUGAUCGGUCCUGUGGGAACAUUUCACCGUCCUCUGGGGGACGCGUGAGGAUGAUGGUCGAUACUCCAAAGCGCGCUGCUAGCGCCGGCGGGGCGUCGGCAGGAGCAGAAGGCGGCGCUACCGGCAACGGCAGUGGCUCUACUCACGGGGGGACGGUGCGAAAUAGUGGGAGACGGGCGGGCGGGGGGGGGGCGGGGGCGGGGGGGAGCGGACACAGCGUGACCGCGCGGGAAGUUGCGAGGCAGGUCUACGGCGAGAGCGGGUUAAGGGGUUUCUACAGAGGGUUCGGCAUUUCUGUGCUGCAGUUCGCGCCGACGUCGGCGAUCUGGUGGGCCGCGUACGGUGUGUACAGCCGGGCGUUCGUGCGCGCGCUGGGGAACCUUCCCGAGCCGGUCCCGAAGCUGACGGCGCAGCAGCGGCAGGUCGGGGGCCAGGCGGCGGCGGGGUUCUGCACGGGGAUGACGACGGUGCUGUUGACCAACCCCCUGGACGUGCUGAGGACGAGGCUCCAGGUGGAGGGGCGCCGCGGCGACGAUCGAACGAUAGUGUCGGAGUACCGAAUUUUGAUGGCGGAGAGCGGGCCGAGGGGGCUGAUGAAGGGGCUCGGGCCGCGGAUACUGGCGGUGGCCCCGGCGUCCGUCCUCAUCGUCAGCGUCUACGAGCUCAUCAAGCGCUUGAGCAGAAAAACUCCGCUCGCGCCACCGCCCGCGGAGACCCCGCAUUUUCCGUCACAACCGCCGGCCACCGCGAGGACGGCCACCUUUGCUACUACUGCUGUCACAGACCCAAAUCACCGCUGACCCCGCACAAAGUUGUUAUCGUCUUUUUUGUGUGUGUGUGUGUCUCGGCGUGACGCGUGCAUGUGAAUGUACCUCUUUAUGAGGUCACCGGUAGCGGGGAGGACGGGGGCGAGAGGGUGAAAAUUUUGCUGGUGUUUUUACUUAAACCUCGGGUGUGCCGUCCGUCUUUCGUGCUCGCGGGCGCGCGCGCGUGCUUCGUGUGCAAUUUUUGUGUUCCAUUUUUGUGAGCAUGUCUUCUUGGGAGUGGUCCUAUGGCUUCCCCUCCUCUGUUUUCUUUCCUGUGCAGUAGUUUGUUGGAACUAGCGGGCCGAGAAUUGUCCGCGGUCGUGUUUCGCGCCUGUUCUUGGUUGCCCCCCACCCGCCUUUCUUGCUAGGUGCUGGUACUGUACCCGCACUUUUCCAGCCUGCGAGACAUCACCUCGUAGUUGACACACGACGAUGUAUUCAAGGCGUGCUGUUCCCAACUGCGUGGUUUCGCUUUCUUCAUUUCGGUUCGUCUCUCCAACAGUUUACAACAAAUAAAUCUGUAUCUUGAAGGAGAGGUACAGACAAGUGUACUAAAUGCUGUAUUUUCACACAAGUGUGCCUGUGAGUUGGGCGAAUUUUCGGUUAGCUUUACAGCGGUGCAAAUGUGUUUUUUUUUUAACGAUUAACGUAAAAUAACACACGUGGGACAAUGGAUGCGGGGGAAGAGGUGGAAGGGAGGGAGCAGGGGGGCUUUCUGGCCAGUGCAGAUUGUUCCAAUUUGGAAGCGCGGCACUAGGUCACGCUUACUCUUGUGUGUUGGAGCAGAACUCUUCUGGUAAUCUUGGUCGGGCGUCGUUACGAACAGUUGUAAUUAUUCGAAAAGAACGACCCAACCCGGCUGGAAGGACUUCUAUGUGCAUCUUAGCACCAUCCCUUCGUCCGGUAAGGACUGGCACACCAACAUGCGGGGAUUUGCUCCCAACGUAGUCCCUCUCGCCGUCUUUCCCCCAAAAGUGCAAAUUUGGUAUCCGCUGCGGCGAGCCCCCCGACUAUUUNACAGUUCUUCCAGCAAAAGCUGAGCGCUCUUUUACUUCGUUACAAUCGAGAGAACCUUUCGCUGUCCAAUCUGCCGUCAUGCUGCACCGCGUGUGUCCCUGUGAAGGACACCGAAGAAGCCUUUUCUACUUUUUCGAUCAGUGGCAGCAAACUCGUUGUUUCAAGGACUUGCCAUCGUUUUCUCGCUGGCUUCUUGCGCCCCAAAAGUCGUCCACACCACCCCCUUCCUCGAGUAUUCUCGGCUCCUCUCCCGGACACCUCCACCUACCAUCAUUUUUCCCUCUGAAAAUCAACGGGAAUUCCACGCUUGCUGCUGCUGCUAAACCGUUGUCGGCGACUGGGGUGGUGGUGUGAUCACGACGAUUUCUCGAUUCGUUCACACAAAUAAAACAUCCAACAACGAACGACGACUUCGACGCCGACAACUAAGGCCACUCG